Messenger RNA from Penicillium alfredii, 1869 nucleotides. RefSeq names its product Cupin domain protein. The coding region runs from base 1 to 1869 and encodes 622 amino acids. Gene Ontology annotation, molecular function: centromeric DNA binding. The transcript is spliced from 5 exons. The record is from RefSeq and is a predicted model, not a curated record. Gene Ontology annotation, biological process: attachment of mitotic spindle microtubules to kinetochore; kinetochore assembly; spindle attachment to meiosis I kinetochore. Gene Ontology annotation, cellular component: kinetochore. NCBI's taxonomy places the organism in Eukaryota, Fungi, Ascomycota, Eurotiomycetes, Eurotiales, Aspergillaceae.
AUGGCUCGAGGGCCCGGAAAGGCUCGCGACUUCGACUACUCCAAUGUGGGAACCGCUGGAAGACGUACCGGCAUCACUCUGAAGGAGGGGCGACGCGAUGAGCAUGGAAUGGAGGAAGUUGACGGCCUGUUUUCGUCUCCUGAGAAGUCGCCCGCCAAGUUGAAUGGGUUCAGCAACGCAGAUAAUGAGUCCUCGAUGGGCUCAGAUGGGAUGUCCAUGGACGAAGGCAACGCGCCUGGUCCCAUGGACUUUCUCAACGGCGCAAAUGGAUCACGCAAUUCUUAUUUCCCACCGCCAGUCGCACGAUCUCCUGUAAAAACUGGUCUCACCGGCUCCCCUCGGAGGACCCCCGGUCUGCGAUCCUCCCCAGACCCGCAACAUGACCUAGCAUCUAGUCCAUCUGAUGGCAAAAGCCUAGCUGAGGCAAAAAGAAACUCGCGUCAAGAUCCCUCGCCGCUCACUACUCGCUCGGUCAACGCAGGGCGUCCAAGCCAGAAAAAUAGCUCGCGACGAAACCCAAAAGCCCAAGUCGCUGUGCCCGAGCCACCGGUUGUGCAUGCUUUUUCCGAUGACGAGGGUGACGAGAAUGCGGAUUCCUUUGCACAAAUCCAACAUGACUCUGUGGAUGAGUUUGAUACUGUCAAUGAUACUGUGGUGGGCGACGACGAAAACCUGCCCGACCAUGCCGAACAAGACCAUGACAGCCCCGGUAGCGACUCAUUCUUGGCCCAGAGGGGCACCAACCUGGCAGAACAGCCCGCCCAAAAGUCCAAGAAGACUAAGAAAGGCGCUGUGCCGAAAAUUGCCAAAGAGAGCAAAGACCCCGCGAACCCCUCCGGCAGACGUGGACGACCUUCCAAAUCCCGACGUCCUGCUGAAGAAGAAGAAGCUGACCCGAGACCGACCAAGAAACUUAGGACAUCUGGCAAGGGGGCUCAAGUUGCGCGUGAACCGUUAGAACCCGAACUGGACCGUGUGGUUGAAAAUUACGCCAACCGAACGGGUCCCUUGAAGGGACGAAGCUUGUAUAUUCUCAAACGCGAAGAUCCCGCAGCCAACAGUGCUACCCACACCCGCUCUGGUCGGGUAUCAGUCCGGCCCCUCGCGUACUGGCGCAAUGAACGGUGCGUGUUCGGUGAUGGGGAGGCGGCUGAAGGCCAGCGAUACCCCCUCUCGACCAUCAAGGAAGUUAUUCGUACGGAGGAUCUUGAACCCACCCAGAAAAAGAAAGGCAAACGCGCGGCUCCUCGGAAGUCCAAGUCUCGAAGGCGUGAGGAGGAGGAUUCGGACGAAGAGGACGAGGAAUUUGAUCUAUGGGAGAAAGAAGGCAACGGUGUCCUGCAUGGGUACAUCCUGAAAUGGGACCCCAAAACACAAACCAGCACCAAAGAAGAAGAGGUUCUUGACAUUGCAUACGCUCCUUCUGGUAUCGAAACGCGAGAGGUUAAAGACUCUACGUUCCGGUUCGCCAAACUACUCAGCUCGACAUUCAUUGGGUCUGGCGUUGUUGAGCUUCCGUCCAAAGGCGUCAAGAAGCCCAAGAACUCCAAAAAAAUGCACAUGGUCUUCUAUGUCUGCCACGGGCGCGUGCAAGUCGAUAUCUCGGGAGUUCAGUUCAGCGCCGGGAAGGGAUGUGUUUUCCAGGUUCCGCGAGGCAACUACUAUAGUUUUGCGAACCCGCAUGAGAAGGAAGCCCGACUCUUCUUCACGCAGGGCUGCGUCCCUGGCGAGGACGAUAUGUCGCUUCCCUCGUCCAAGGAGACCGGUCCUGAGAGCGAGUUUGAAACGGUCAAUGCUCCUACCCCUGCUCCCACUACUGGAAAAGGAAGAGGUCGCCGCCCCAAGGGCAAGCAGAAGGCCGGAAAGUAA